Camponotus floridanus (Florida carpenter ant) is the source of this 2473-nucleotide messenger RNA. RefSeq names its product translation factor GUF1 homolog, mitochondrial (gene waw). Gene Ontology annotation, biological process: positive regulation of translation. NCBI's taxonomy places the organism in Eukaryota, Metazoa, Arthropoda, Insecta, Hymenoptera, Formicidae. The record is from RefSeq and is a predicted model, not a curated record. The transcript is spliced from 7 exons. Bases 479 to 2425 code for a protein of 648 amino acids. Gene Ontology annotation, molecular function: GTPase activity; mitochondrial ribosome binding; GTP binding. Gene Ontology annotation, cellular component: mitochondrion.
UACUGGCCUUAAAGACGUGGAAAAAUGUCUAUCAAUUCAAAAAAUGCAGUUCCCUCCUGUUAAUGUGGCUUCUCCAGUCAAGACGCGGAUCACAUUUUCUGGAACUGCCCUUUAUACGAUACACAGAGGAUAACUCUCUUAAAACAGCUAUCAAGAUUUAAGGGGAUAACACGAUCCUACAAGAUCCAAAAUAUUCUAAGCCUUUCUCCGGGGUUAUUCACGUACUAUUCUCCUUCCUAAAAUCCUGUAAGCUCUGAACGGAGCAUCCUCCUGAUACAUCACCUUUUAACUCACUACAUUAUUCUCUCGCUCAAACCAGUUGUUGGCCUGAAUAUACUGAUUGCUCCCAGAUCAGAGGUGGUCAUUAAAAUCCAAAGAAGAAGAAGAAGAAAAUGUAGCAGAUUAUUCAAAAUAUUGUCUGAUAAAAAUUAUUGCGUAUAGUACGUUUAUUUCAUUGCUUUAUAUAAUACGUAUAAAAAUGCAUAACAUUAUAUCAAAUUUAUUUUUUAUCGAGAUUAUUCGUACUAUUCGCAAUACAAGAAUUUUCAAGCAACAAAGGUGGAUAUCUUUAUCAAACAAGUAUUUCUUUGCACAACAGACAACUGAUGUAGAAUAUAACGUACCAAUUGAAACUAUUCGGAACUUCAGUAUUGUUGCACAUGUUGAUCAUGGUAAAAGUACGCUUGCGGAUAGACUACUAGAAUUAACUGGGGCUAUAAAGACAAAUUCAGGAAAGCAAGUUUUGGAUAAUUUACAAGUGGAGAAAGAACGUGGAAUUACUGUGAAAGCACAGACAGCUUCACUAUUUUAUUCACACCGAGGGAAGAAUUAUCUUUUAAAUCUUAUUGAUACACCAGGACAUGUGGAUUUUUCAGCAGAGGUCCAUCGUUCAUUGACGCCUUGUCAAGGAGUCAUACUAUUGGUCGAUGCAAAUGAUGGUGUCCAAGCACAAACCGUAGCUAAUUAUUACUUGGCACGAGAAAAAGAUCUUGUAAUAAUACCAGUGAUUAAUAAAGUGGAUCUGAAAAAUGCUAAUCCUGAAAAAGUAAAAGAUCAAUUGCAGAUGUUAUUUGAUAUAGAAGAUAUUGAUGUUAUCAAAAUAUCUGCUAAAUUAGGUAUUGGAAUUGAUAAAGUUUUAGAUGCUAUAGUUGAAAGAAUUCCAUCACCUAAUGUAUUUCGAGAUAAGCCUUUUAGAGCACUAAUAUUUGACAGUUGGUACGACAAACAUAAAGGUGCUAUUUCUUUAAUUUAUGUGAAAGAUGGAACACUGUCUGUUGGCAAACACAUCACUUCCUCACAUAUGCAAAAAUCGUAUGAAAUUCGAAAUAUUUUCCUUCUUAGACCUCAUGCAGAGAAUGUAAAGACGAUAUUUGCUGGACAAGUAGGUGCCAUUUCAUGUAAUAUGAAAUCUAAAGAGACUCACAUUGGCGACACUUUGCAUCUACGGAAUCAGUAUGUUGAUCCCUUAGAAAGAUUUAAGCCACCAAAGCCGAUGGUAUUUGCAGGUGUAUAUCCAAUGGAUCAAUCACAAUUUGUCUCUUUACAAACAGCUAUUGAUAAACUUACAUUAAAUGAUAGCGCUGUGACUGUCACUCUAGAAUCAAGUGUUGCACUUGGAAGGGGCUGGCGAAUUGGCUUUUUAGGCUUAUUACAUAUGGAAGUAUUUAUUCAACGUCUUGAGCAGGAAUAUGGAGCGCAACCGAUAGUUACAGCACCCGCAGUUACAUACAAGGCAAAGAUUUUUGGCAGUAGAAAUAUAACAAAAUAUCAAGGAGAUACUAUAACUUUUAAUAAUCCAGCGUAUUUUCCAGACGUACAAAUUGUUAACGAAUUUUACGAACCUAUGAUUAUAGCAACUAUUAUAACACCAGUUGAAUAUAUGAAGGAUAUUACGUUACUUUGUCGAGAAAAGCGAGGUGUGGAAAAACUGAACAAGACUAUUGGUAAUGACAGACUUAUGUUGCAAUAUAUAAUGCCAUUGAAUGAAGUAAUCCUUGACUUUCAUGAUUCCUUAAAGAGCAUAAGUUCUGGUUAUGCUAGUUUUGAUUAUGAAGAUUAUGAUUAUCAAUUAUCAGAUAUAGUGAAGUUGGAUAUUCUCUUGAAUGGGAAACUAGUAGAAGAAUUAAGUACAAUUGUACAUGAAACAAAAGCGUAUAAAACGGGUAAGAAAUUGUGCGCUAAGCUUCUCGAAACCAUUCCUCGACAGCUUUUCGAAAUAGCGAUUCAAGCAGCGAUAAAGAAUAAAGUAAUUGCAAGAGAAACUCUAAAACCAUACAAAAAGGAUGUAACAGCAAAAUUAUACGGAGGUGAUGUUACUAGGAGAAAAAAAUUGUUAGCACAGCAAGCUGAAGGAAAAAAGAAAAUGAGAAUGAUUGGAAAAAUUUCUUUACCACGGGACACUUUUAUAAGCGUGUUGAAAAAAUAGUAAUUUUGUACAUAAUAAAUGGACAAAUAAGAUUGUACGUUAUCUUUA